GGGCGACAGGGGGCGCUGUGGCGGGUGCAGUGCUUGGUCGGUGCAGGGCAGGAGAGGCGGCGGCGGGGACGGGACAGGACAGGUUUUUGACCGUUUAAGGGCACAAUGUCUCGACGAUAUGACUCACGGACGACCAUAUUUUCACCUGAAGGGCGACUGUACCAGGUGGAGUACGCCAUGGAAGCCAUCGGCCACGCUGGAACAUGCCUGGGGAUUUUGGCCAACGAUGGCGUCCUGUUAGCUGCAGAGAGACGCAACAUACACAAGCUACUGGACGAAGUCUUCUUUUCCGAGAAGAUUUACAAACUGAAUGAUGACAUGGCGUGCAGCGUUGCAGGAAUAACGGCCGAUGCCAACGUUCUCACAAAUGAGCUGCGUCUAAUUGCCCAGAGGUAUCUCCUUCAGUACCAAGAACCCAUCCCUUGUGAGCAGCUGGUCACCACACUCUGCGAUAUCAAGCAGGCUUACACACAGUUUGGAGGGAAGCGACCAUUUGGUGUUUCGUUGCUAUACAUGGGAUGGGACAAGCACUACGGCUACCAGUUGUAUCAGAGUGACCCCAGUGGCAACUACGGCGGAUGGAAAGCCACCUGCAUUGGAAAUAACAGUGCUGCUGCUGUCUCCAUGCUGAAACAAGAUUUUAAAGAAGGAGACAUGACUUUACAAUCGGCCCUUGCAUUGGCAGUUAAAGUGUUGAACAAGACAAUGGAUGUCAGUAAACUUUCAGCUGAAAAAGUGGAAAUUGCAACACUAACACGAGAAAAUGGCAAAACGCGGAUAAAGGUGCUGAAGCAGAAGGAAGUGGAAGUUUUGAUUAAACGGCACGAGGAAGAGGAAGCAAAGUCGGAACGUGAGAAAAAGGAAAAGGACCAAAAAGAGAAGGAGAAGUAGAACUGCAGUUUAAUCAAGGCUGAUGCCAGCACCGAAGGGGAGUUUAUUGAAAAUCUAGUUGUCUGCGGGUUCUUCUAUAGAGACGUUGACACGUCAGGUAACACAAGCCACUUGUACACUUUCAUAACUGUUAUAUAUGGACUUGUAAUUGACAAAUGGUUUUUAAAUAAAUAACAAAGGCAA
Leucoraja erinaceus (little skate) is the source of this 1074-nucleotide messenger RNA. It is a transcript of the gene psma4, whose product is annotated as proteasome 20S subunit alpha 4. The record is from RefSeq and is a predicted model, not a curated record. NCBI's taxonomy places the organism in Eukaryota, Metazoa, Chordata, Chondrichthyes, Rajiformes, Rajidae. The transcript has 9 exons. Gene Ontology annotation, biological process: ubiquitin-dependent protein catabolic process. Gene Ontology annotation, cellular component: proteasome core complex; proteasome core complex, alpha-subunit complex; cytosol. The coding region runs from base 106 to 891 and encodes 261 amino acids.